UGAGCCGCGGAGGAUUGUGGGAGGAGGUUGUCUCCAAUUUCUCCUCCCCCUUCCGCGCCCCCACUCCCGGCCAAGAUGUCUGACAUGGAGGAUGAUUUCAUGUGCGAUGAUGAGGAGGACUACGACCUGGAAUACUCUGAAGACAGCAACUCUGAACCAAAUGUGGAUUUGGAAAAUCAGUACUAUAAUUCCAAAGCAUUAAAAGAAGAUGACCCAAAAGCAGCACUGAGCAGCUUCCAAAAGGUUUUGGAACUAGAAGGUGAAAAAGGAGAAUGGGGAUUUAAAGCACUGAAACAGAUGAUUAAGAUUAACUUCAAGUUGACAAACUUUCCAGAAAUGAUGAAUAGAUAUAAACAGCUAUUGACCUAUAUUCGGAGUGCAGUCACAAGAAAUUAUUCUGAAAAAUCCAUUAACUCUAUUCUUGAUUAUAUCUCUACUUCUAAACAGAAUUCUGAUUUUUUAUGUCAGAUGGAUUUACUGCAGGAAUUUUAUGAAACAACUUUGGAAGCUUUGAAAGAUGCUAAGAAUGAUAGACUGUGGUUUAAGACAAACACAAAGCUUGGAAAAUUAUAUUUAGAACGAGAAGAGUACGGAAAGCUCCAAAAAAUUUUACGCCAAUUACAUCAGUCCUGCCAGACUGAUGAUGGAGAAGAUGACCUGAAAAAAGGUACACAGUUGUUAGAGAUAUAUGCUUUGGAGAUUCAAAUGUACACGGCACAGAAAAAUAACAAAAAACUAAAAGCACUCUAUGAACAGUCCCUUCACAUCAAGUCUGCCAUCCCUCAUCCACUGAUCAUGGGAGUCAUCAGAGAAUGCGGUGGUAAAAUGCACUUGAGAGAAGGUGAAUUCGAAAAGGCGCACACUGAUUUUUUUGAAGCCUUCAAGAAUUAUGAUGAAUCAGGAAGCCCCAGACGAACUACUUGUUUAAAAUAUUUGGUCUUAGCGAAUAUGCUAAUGAAGUCUGGAAUAAAUCCAUUUGACUCACAGGAGGCCAAGCCGUACAAAAAUGAUCCAGAAAUUCUAGCAAUGACGAAUUUAGUAAGUGCCUACCAAAAUAAUGACAUCACUGAAUUUGAAAAGAUUCUAAAAACAAACCACAGCAACAUCAUGGAUGAUCCAUUCAUAAGAGAACACAUUGAAGAGCUUUUACGAAACAUCAGAACGCAAGUGCUUAUAAAAUUAAUUAAGCCUUACACAAGAAUACAUAUUCCUUUUAUUUCUAAGGAGUUAAACAUAGAUGUAGCUGAUGUGGAAAGCUUGCUGGUGCAGUGCAUAUUGGAUAACACUAUUCAUGGCCGAAUCGAUCAAGUGAACCAGCUCCUUGAACUGGAUCAUCAGAAGAGGGGUGGUGCACGAUAUACUGCACUAGAUAAAUGGACCAACCAACUAAACUCUCUCAACCAGGCUGUGGUCAGUAAACUGGCUUAACAGAAAACAAGCUUUUACAGUUGUACUUAAGGCAACAGUGCAGAGAUGUAAUCCUUAAAGAACUGGGAAUGGCAAAACUACUGUCGGUUGAUAUGUCCUGAAAAUUAAUGGAGUUAUGGCAGAAGUGCUUUUGAUCAACUGGUUUGUGUUUUGCUGCUGCAUUUAUCCCAAGAAAAACAGCUUUAAUCUCCAGAAGAAAACCAAAAUAACCAUGGGAUUUAUGCUGUAUUGACAUCUUGCCCUAAACAUACAACAUCAUAGUAAUUUGUCAUGGGCAACAUGACCAGAGAGAAGAUUUUUGUCAUGAUUUUAAAUACACUGACAUGUUACUGUUGGUUAAAUUUAAACAUGUUUUACCUGCAGAAAUUCUCUCACAAAUAACCUGCAAUAACUUGAAAUGCAUACCCUUUUGAACACUUCCUUUUCUCAUGUAUAAAUGAAAAUGUUUGCUGCAUUUUGCAAAAUGUCAAAUCUCCAAAAAUGUGUCCGUCUAUUUCUGUACCUGCAGUGUAGUAAAGGUUUAGAUGAAACCCCGUAAUUAACAGUGGCAUACUGUCACUUAGGUUUCAAGCAGCAAAAUAAACAGUGCAGCUCAGAAAUUA
Jaculus jaculus (lesser Egyptian jerboa) is the source of this 2030-nucleotide messenger RNA. It is a transcript of the gene Cops2, whose product is annotated as COP9 signalosome subunit 2. The record is from RefSeq and is a predicted model, not a curated record. NCBI's taxonomy places the organism in Eukaryota, Metazoa, Chordata, Mammalia, Rodentia, Dipodidae. Gene Ontology annotation, cellular component: COP9 signalosome. Gene Ontology annotation, molecular function: protein binding. Bases 76 to 1428 code for a protein of 450 amino acids. The transcript is spliced from 13 exons. Gene Ontology annotation, biological process: protein deneddylation.